This is a messenger RNA of Fusarium redolens, 651 nucleotides long. RefSeq lists its product as uncharacterized. The record is from RefSeq and is a predicted model, not a curated record. NCBI's taxonomy places the organism in Eukaryota, Fungi, Ascomycota, Sordariomycetes, Hypocreales, Nectriaceae. Bases 148 to 579 code for a protein of 143 amino acids. The transcript has 3 exons.
CAACUGCUUCAUUAUGUGGAGCACUUUUAAGAAGUAGAAAUAUCAUCGUAUGUCCAUCAUCUCAACCAAUCUCUCCAACACAUUAACAAGCUCUAUGAACAAGUUUAUCUAUCACAUUGCAACCAAAAAGCUUUGAUAUCUUUCGACAUGUCCUCCAUCCCCAAGCGCUUUUAUAUCGUCGUUGACGGCAAACAUGUAGCCAAGCCCGAGCAUGACGACAGUGGAGUCCACAGUGAAGCCUGGAAUGCUCUAGUCGGAGACAAGGCUUCCAUAACACCAGCUGUUUUCGAGCUGGAGGGCGAUCGUCUGAUCAGCGGUACAUGGGCUCUGGGCCGCCACCCUGCUGAGACUGGCGACACUGGUUUCAAAGCCGUUGUUUGGCUUGUAAUGGAGAGGGCUCAUCUCUUGCAUCCUGUAAUUGUCAAAGAGGGUGAAGAUGGGUCUCAACUGAGAUUCGGAGGUUCUUCUAAUGACAAGACUGGUCGCCCAUUGGGGCUUCAGCACGACAGACUUUAUGUUUCCGUCGAGGACGAGGUUGAACAAAAUCUGACUGUCGAGCUUGUCGCUGCCGAGGAGUAGAGGACCAGAAUCUUCUCAAAGUGGCUGCAUGGCGGAUUGAUCUAUCUUUCAGAUAUUCUAGUCAUAAUAUGC